GUAAUGAGUGCGGGGGCAAUCAAUAACGGUUGGAUUCCAUCGACCGAUGCUGACUUUGAAAUCCCUCAACGGCUAUCGCACGGAUAGUGAGAGCCGGUCAAGUCGAGAUAUUCCCAAGUGCUUCGCUGAAGUUGUUAGGUGGAGAGGCACGGGUAAGGGCAAGGGUGUGUACAUACUGUAAAUGCCGCCUGAACUCUCGGAGCAACCUGACACUUCAGCUUCACUAGUGAUGGAACCCAACACUUCCUAAACAAUUCCAGCUUUGCCGGCGACAAGUUCUGACCGACCCAACUGCCGCCAUUGGUCCCAAGAGUUGCGAGGUUGCAUCCCAGAGGGGUGCUUAUCGGCCAGACUGACCCGAAAGUUCCGUCUGCCAAUGUGCAUGAAAAACAUAUAUUUCACCAAGUAAAAAAGCAAACAAGAGGCAUGCACGUCACCCCUUAGACCCCCUACGCCUUUUAUCGUGGCAUGAAGCCUCGUCUCCGAUGGGUUCCUCAGCUGCCGAAAGGGUGACCUUGUUGAUCCAUUCCAUGUGCAGAUAGCUAGUCAAUGUUUCCCCCGAUGUACAAAUCCGUGAUGGGUCCCAUGUCUUCCUGAACUGUGAUCUUCUUGUCUUUUCGCCUUUUUCGUUUUUUACCUUCGGGUCUCAACAUCCGGGCUUUUGCGAUUCCCCAGAUUCCACAGAUAGCCGAAUCGCCGGUCCCUGAUAUCGAGACCCAAUGGCAGACGCAGGCCCACCAUCUCCCGAGGCCAUCGCGGCGGCGGUGGCCGCUGCGCGGACAUUCAACAUCACUCUCUGGACGCUGUAUGCGAUAGGCGUAUGCACUACGGCUCUGCGUACGUACUCUCGCUUUGACCAGGUUGGCUUCUCCAACUUUGAAACAGACGACUACCUUGUGUGGGUGGCAGUUCUUCUCUACACCCUCCAAGCAUGUCUGGGCUACCAAAUCGGCAACCUUGCCCAAGGCCUGGCAAACAACGGCAUGACGGAUGAGCAGCGGAUGUCGCUGCUUCCCAGUGACCCAGAAUGGGACAGGAGAGUCAUCGGUUCCAAGGUCCAGGUGAUGGGAUGGACCUCCUACUCGACCCUGAUGCUGGUCCUCAAGCUGGCCAUGUUGUUCUUCUACCUGCGGUUGACGAACGGCCUCGGUCGUCGUUACCGCAUGCGCGUGCACGCUGGGUUCGUGCUCAUCAUCGCCGGCUGGCUCGCCUCCGUCCUGGCCGUCUUCGUCGGCUGCAUGCCCUUCCACAAAUACUGGCAGAUCAACCCCAACCCAGGCAACAGUUGCCAGCCCGCCAUCGCCGGUCCCAUCGUCUGGGCUUCCUUCGCCGCGAACGUCACAUCCGACAUCUACCUUAUUAUCAUUCCCCUUCCUCUUCUCUGGGGUUCCCGCCUCCGUCUGGUCGAGAAGAUCGGUUCCACCCUCGUUCUGAGCGCCGGCAUCUUUGUCCUCGUUUGCGCCACUUUGAAGACCAUCUUUGUCAUCACUGACGACGUCAACGGCGCCGAGCUCGCCGGCGCAUGGGGCACCCGCGAAGCCUUCGUCGCCGUCGUAACCACCAACCUCCCCAUGGUCUUCCCCCUCUUCAAAUCCUGGCUCAGACCCCUCUUCGGCUCCACCUCGCAGCGCACCACCGACAACAAGUACAAGACCCCGGAGGGCUUCCGCUCCAUCGGCGGCGGCGGCGGCGGCUCCAACUCGCACUCCCAGUUCAGGAGGGGCAACGGGAACACCUCGAAUAUUUUGACCAAUGUCACCUUUACCGAGAGCGAGGAGAGGAUCGUGAAUGAGAUCAAGAUGCAGAACAUGAAGACUGAUGUUUCGGGGGGCGCGAGGAGUAUGCAUACCAAGGAGGCGGACCACAAGGGGAUUGUGGUGUUGACCGAGUUUGAUGUGAGUGAGGAUGCGAGGAGUGUGCAGAAUAGUGAGGCGCCGGCGCCGGCGAAGCCGAAGGAGACUUGGUGAUGAAGGGGUGCAUCAUGGUACCCUGAUCUACCUUGUACUUGAUGGGCUUGAGGGGGAAACAUGGUUUGAGGAGGGGAGGGGGGAUGAUGGUUUUCUUUUGUCGGUUUUCUUUGUCUUUUCUCCUUCAUGCCCUUUUCUCUUCACUUCGUUAAACAUAUUUUCCCUUGAACACACUUUGGAGACGGAGGAGGACGGGAUACGUAUACGGCGGGUGGUGGUUUGGAUGGCUUGCGGUGUUUUCUCAAUUUGGAUGGAUAUAUCCCC
This is a messenger RNA of Podospora pseudocomata, 2231 nucleotides long. RefSeq lists its product as uncharacterized. The transcript has 6 exons. The coding region runs from base 720 to 1967 and encodes 415 amino acids. The record is from RefSeq and is a predicted model, not a curated record. Lineage: Eukaryota; Fungi; Ascomycota; Sordariomycetes; Sordariales; Podosporaceae.